AUGCCAACUUCAUGGGCUGAUUCAGUUGCAGCUGAGGCCUCAGCUGCUGGUAGCGGUGUUGGUUCUGCUAACAACGGUGCGAUUGGAACUAAUUCUGGUUCAAACAGGUCAGCGUACGUGCCACCUCAUCUUAGGAAUAGGCCUUCUUCAGCAACCCAACCACCUCCAGUUUCAUAUGCUGGCCCCGUUUCUUCUGCUAAUGAUCGAGUCCCAGGGCAAGGUGAAACUUUCCAAGGAGUGAAUCGUUGGGCUGGUCCAAGGGUAGGUGGUGGGAUUAGUACUGGGGGUGGUCGUGGUACUGGUGGGGGUUGGAACAACAGUAGAAGUAAUUGGGGGCGGCCUAGAGAACGGGAGGUCAACCCUUUUGAAGAUGAUGACAAUUCUGAGCAGGUGUUUGGUGAUCAGGAAAAUACUGGGAUUAAUUUUGAUGCAUAUGAAGAUAUUCCAGUGGAGACUAGUGGGGACAAUGUGCCCCCUCCUGUGAAUACUUUUGCUGAGAUUGAUUUGGGUGAUGCUCUGAAUGAAAAUAUUAGAAGAUGCAAGUAUGUGAAGCCUACUCCUGUUCAGCGACAUGCAAUCCCUAUCUCACUGGCAGGGCGAGAUUUAAUGGCCUGUGCACAAACUGGGUCAGGCAAGACAGCGGCUUUCUGCUUUCCAAUUAUUAGCGGAAUCAUGAGAGGCCAACAUGGGCAGAGACCCCCUCGUGUGCCUCGGAUGGCAUUUCCGCUUGCUCUGAUUCUUUCUCCGACACGGGAGCUCUCAUGCCAAAUCCAUGAUGAAGCUAAGAAGUUCUCCUACCAAACUGGGGUGAGAGUGGUGGUUGCUUAUGGUGGAGCGCCCAUCAACCAACAGCUUAGAGAUCUUGAGAGAGGUGUGGAUAUACUUGUUGCAACCCCUGGACGGUUGGUAGAUUUGUUAGAAAGAGCAAGAGUCUCAUUGCAGUUAAUCAGGUAUUUAGCUUUGGAUGAGGCUGAUAGGAUGUUGGAUAUGGGUUUCGAGCCUCAGAUAAGGAAGAUUGUCCAACAGAUGGACAUGCCUCCUCCUGGUGUUAGACAAACAAUGCUAUUCAGUGCUACGUUUCCCAAAGAAAUACAGCGGUUAGCAGCAGAUUUCCUGUCAAAUUAUAUUUUUUUGGCUGUUGGAAGAGUUGGUUCAAGUACGGAUUUGAUUGUCCAGAGAGUGGAAUAUGUGCAUGAAUCUGACAAGAGAAGCCAUCUUAUGGAUCUUCUUCAUGCUCAAAGAGCAAAUGGUGUCCACGGCAAGCAAGCUCUUACUUUGGUUUUUGUGGAGACCAAAAAGGGUGCUGAUGCUCUGGAACACUGGCUUUGCAUGAAUUCUUUCCCGGCUACAGCUAUUCAUGGUGACCGAACACAGCAGGAGCGAGAACAGGCCCUGAGGUCAUUUAAAACUGGCAACACUCCCAUAUUGGUUGCUACAGAUGUGGCAGCCCGUGGUCUUGAUAUCCCUCAUGUUGCUCAUGUUGUCAACUUUGAUCUUCCAAAUGACAUUGAUGAUUAUGUACACCGAAUUGGAAGAACUGGGCGAGCUGGAAAAUCUGGUCUAGCUACUGCUUUUUUCAAUGAGAACAACACCUCUUUGGCUAGGGCAUUGUCCGAUCUGAUGCAGGAAUCAAAUCAAGAAGUACCUGCUUGGCUGGCUCGCUUUGCAGCUCGAUCUGGACAUGGCAAGAGCCGCCGUGGAGGAGGUCGCUUUGGUGGUCGUGAUUUCAGGCGAGACUCCUCGUUUACCAGAGGAGGCUCGGACUAUUAUGGUGGUGGAGGCAACUUCAGUGGUGGAUAUGGUGCCGCUCCUAGUUACGGUGCUCCUGCUGGUUAUGGUGGAGCCUAUAAUCCUGGAGUGACAAGUGCCUGGGAUUAA
Oldenlandia corymbosa var. corymbosa is the source of this 1878-nucleotide messenger RNA. The record is from the annotation of a GenBank genome assembly. Lineage: Eukaryota; Viridiplantae; Streptophyta; Magnoliopsida; Gentianales; Rubiaceae.